AACAGAAAAAGGCCAUUGUUCUUGUUCUUCUUCUUCUUCUUCUUCCUCUUCUUCUUCUGUUACUACUAGUUGGGGAAAGUGAAAGCUUGUAAACGAAAGUGGAAACUGUUUAUUUGAAUGGUGGGAGGUUUGGCUCUGGUGGAUUAGUAAUUGUAAGCAAGAGAGGACAGAGCAAACAUGGGAGAGCAACUGGAUCCAUUUUCCGCUUCUAAUCUUCCGGAUUUCAUAUCUUCGCAAAAAAUUGGUAGACCGGUUAAUUUUGAAGGACAAAAUAAUCGUGGGCAUCCGUUUUCUGGUCUUAAGAAGAGAGGCCAAUCUAGUCGUUCUUGGGUGAAAAUUGAUCAAGAUGGGAACUCGGCGGUUUUGGAGCUCGAUAAGGCGACUAUAAUGAAGCGUUGUUCUUUACCAUCCAGGGAUUUGAGACUACUUGAUCCUUUGUUUAUCUAUCCUUCGAGUAUUUUGGGGCGUGAGAGAGCGAUAGUGGUCAGCCUUGAGAAGAUCAGGUGUAUAAUCACAGCUGAAGAGGUUAUUCUCAUGAAUGCUCGGGAUGCAUCUGUUGUUCAGUACCAGUCGGAACUGUGUACACGCCUUCAAUCAAAUCAAAACCUACAUAUCAAAGAUGAUUUGCCGUUUGAAUUUAAAGCGUUGGAGCUGGUUUUGGAAUUAUCUUGCUUGUCCUUAGAUGCACAGGUGAAUGAGCUUGAGAUGGAGGUGUAUCCUGUUCUUGAUGAACUAGCCACAAACAUCAGUACGCUUAAUCUAGAACACGUGCGCAGGCUAAAAGGCCGUCUUCUUACCUUAACACAGAAAGUUCAGAAGGUUUGUGAUGAAAUAGAACAUUUAAUGGAUGAUGAUGAUGACAUGGCUGAGAUGUAUUUGACUGAGAAAAAGGAAAGAGCUGAAGCUCAUGCUUCAGAGGAGCUAGAAGAUAACAUUGGUGAGGACUUUGAAUCUUCUGGUAUAGUUUCGAAAUCUGCACCGGUUUCACCUGUAGGCUCAACAAGUGGAAACUUUGGGAAGCUUCAAAGAGCCUUUAGCAGUAUUGUUGGCUCACAUAAAAGCUUGUUAAGCUCCUCUAGCAUCGGAGAGAACAUUGAUCAACUAGAGAUGUUACUAGAAGCUUACUUUGUCGUUGUUGAUAACACUCUGAGCAAAUUAUCAUCGCUGAAAGAGUAUAUAGAUGAUACAGAGGAUCUGAUCAACAUUAAGCUGGGGAAUGUGCAGAAUCAGUUGAUUCAGUUCCAACUGCUUCUCACCGCGGCAACCUUUGUGGCAGCCAUUUUUGCCGCUGUAACCGCAGUCUUCGGGAUGAAUUUGCAAGACUCUGUUUUCCAGAAUCCGACGACGUUCCAGUAUGUUUUACUGAUAACAGGUAUUGGAUGCGGAUUUUUGUAUUUUGGUUUUGUAUUAUACUUCAAGCACAAAAAAGUAUUCCCUCUCUGAAAACUUAUGUUAGAGAAGAAGAAGACUCAUGGAGCUUCUAUUGUAAAGAUGAACAACUAAUGUCUUUUGCUGAGCUUAGGCUUAACCUAUAGUGAAACAACUGGAUGUUUUUAAGAUUAA
This is a messenger RNA of Arabidopsis lyrata subsp. lyrata, 1563 nucleotides long. Its product is annotated as magnesium transporter MRS2-5. The transcript has 7 exons. The record is from RefSeq and is a predicted model, not a curated record. Gene Ontology annotation, molecular function: magnesium ion transmembrane transporter activity. Gene Ontology annotation, biological process: magnesium ion transport. The coding region runs from base 178 to 1443 and encodes 421 amino acids. NCBI's taxonomy places the organism in Eukaryota, Viridiplantae, Streptophyta, Magnoliopsida, Brassicales, Brassicaceae.